GACUUUAUCUCCCACCAGAAACAGAAGUUGCAGCCUUUAUCCGAAUCUAGGGUUUCCUCUAUCUCUCUCUCUCUCUCUCUCUCUUCUUUGAUUAUCAGAUCCUCGAAACCCUAAUUCUCGAAUCAGGUCUCAGCUUCUCUGUCCUAUUUGCCCAUCAGAUCAACAAAGUUUCAUGUCUGAACUUGAUUCCCAGGUCCCUACUGCCUUCGACCCGUUUGCUGAUGCGAAUGCUGAGGACUCAGGUGCGGGAACAAAGGAGUACGUCCACAUCCGUGUGCAGCAGCGUAAUGGUAGGAAAAGCUUGACAACUGUCCAGGGGCUGAAGAAAGAGUACAGCUACACCAAGAUACUUAAGGAUCUCAAGAAAGAGUUUUGUUGCAACGGAACUGUCGUUCAAGACUCUGAACUUGGACAGGUUAUUCAGCUUCAAGGCGACCAGAGGAAGAACGUCUCCACGUUCCUUGUCCAGGCUGGGCUUGUGAAGAAGGACAACAUCAAGAUCCAUGGUUUCUGAGCUGCUUGUGUUGCAUUGUUCCUAGUCUGUUUUCUUUACUGUUAUCCUCCCGUUCCAAAAACCAUAAGUACCUGUUUGAUGAUCUCUUGUUACUGGUUUAUUCCGAAUCAUUGUCGUAUGUUCUAUUGCGUUACACUUUUCUUCUUGUGUAAUAUGAGAUUGCUAAGAAAGCUUAGUUGACUUCAUCUCUUC
Molecule: messenger RNA, 706 nt
Organism: Brassica oleracea var. oleracea
Lineage: Eukaryota; Viridiplantae; Streptophyta; Magnoliopsida; Brassicales; Brassicaceae
Product: protein translation factor SUI1 homolog 1
Exons: 5
Coding region: 173-514 (113 amino acids)
Biological process (GO): translational initiation
Molecular function (GO): RNA binding; translation initiation factor activity
Source: RefSeq, a predicted model, not a curated record